This is a messenger RNA of Achroia grisella, 1308 nucleotides long. Its product is annotated as uridine 5'-monophosphate synthase-like. Gene Ontology annotation, molecular function: orotidine-5'-phosphate decarboxylase activity; orotate phosphoribosyltransferase activity. Bases 1 to 1308 code for a protein of 435 amino acids. The transcript has 4 exons. The record is from RefSeq and is a predicted model, not a curated record. Lineage: Eukaryota; Metazoa; Arthropoda; Insecta; Lepidoptera; Pyralidae. Gene Ontology annotation, biological process: 'de novo' pyrimidine nucleobase biosynthetic process; 'de novo' UMP biosynthetic process.
AUGCAAUGGCGCUAUAUCUAUAAAGAACUAUUAACAGUCCUGCUUUACGACAUUGUUAGUAACCAUAAAAAAUAUGAUCACAUAUGUGGAGUACCUUACACAGCUCUACCAAUUGCUACUUUACUUAGUGUUAAGGUAAAGAAACCAAUGCUAUUGCGAAGAAAAGAUGCAAAAGCAUAUGGUACUAAGAAAAUGAUAGAAGGUCAUUGUAAAGUGGGUGAAACUUGUCUUAUAAUUGAAGAUGUAGUAACUUCUGGUUCUAGUGUAUUAGAAACAGUCAAAGAUUUAAAUAAAGAAGGGUUAAUAGUUAAAAAUGCUAUAAUUAUUUUAGACAGAGAACAAGGUGGCAGAAUGAAUCUUGAAUCCAAUAAUGUAUAUAUUGAUUCACUAUUUACAAUGACUGAGUUAAUUGACAUUCUCGAAAAACAUAAAAAGAUUACAAAAGAAAUGUCUAUAAAGAUUCACAAAUAUUUAAGAGAAGUUAAAGCACCAGUAACUAAAGAUUCAUUUGAGGACAGAAUUCGAAUACCUUUCGAGAAGAGAGCAGAGUUAUCAAAGAAUCUAGUAGCAAAACAACUCUUUAAUAUUAUGUCUAUUAAAAAAACAAACCUAUGUUUAUCUGUCGAUUUGACAUCAACUGUAAAAAUUCUCGAACUUCUAGAAAAAGUAGGAGAAUACAUAUGCUUAGUGAAAACCCAUGUUGAUAUUAUAGAAGAUUUUACUUCUGAUUUCAUUUCUCGACUUAAACAAUUAGCGGACAGAUUUAAUUUUUUGAUUCUGGAGGACAGGAAAUUUGCGGAUAUUGGUAACACAGUAUCAUUACAAUAUCAAAAAGGGUUAUAUAAGAUUUCAGAAUGGGCAGAUUGUGUGACAUCUCAUUCUUUACCUGGAGAGGGUAUAUUGAAGGCUCUGAGCAGUGCAUGUACUGGAAUAGAAAACCGUGGUGUAUUUCUUCUAGCUGAAAUGAGCAGUGAGGGAAAUUUGAUCUCUGCAGAAUACAGAGAAGAAAGUGUGAACAUGGCUUCAAAGAAUCCAAAUAUAAUUACUGGUUUUGUAUGCCAAAAUAAGGAUACAUUUAAAGAUCCUGGGCUGUUACAAUUAACUCCUGGCGUACAACUCGAAAGUGCUAAGGAUGAUCUGGGUCAAGUAUACAAUACACCAGAAAAAGUAAUUUUAGAAAAUGGUGCAGAUAUUGUGGUUGUUGGGCGCGGAAUAGUCAAUGCAAAGAGCCCAGAAGCACAGGCGGUCGUUUACAGAGAUGCUUUAUGGAAAUGUUAUUCAAAAAGAAUCUCAGGUAAAUUAGAGUAA